Notechis scutatus (mainland tiger snake) is the source of this 421-nucleotide messenger RNA. The record is from RefSeq and is a predicted model, not a curated record. Lineage: Eukaryota; Metazoa; Chordata; Lepidosauria; Squamata; Elapidae.
AUGAACAUAUCAUGGUAUAACAGAUGCUGGUCUUAUGUGGGAGAUCUCCAGAAUGGCCAGGUCGUUUCUAUUGGAUCACGUUGUGAAUAUAAAGAUACUGUGGAGCAUGAACUCUUGCAUGCCCUUGGAUUUUACCAUGAACAGUCACGCACUGAUCGAGAUGACUAUGUUAAGAUUUGGUGGAAUGCAAUCAUUGAUGGUCAGGCAUAUAACUUUGACAAAUAUGAUGACAGUUUCAUUUCUGAUUUAAACACCCCAUAUGAUUAUGAAUCUGUCUUGCAUUAUGGACCUUAUUCAUUCAAUAAGAACAGUUCCGUCCCUUCAAUUACAACAAAAAUUCCAGAGUUCAACAAUGUCAUUGGGCAAAGCCAGGACAUGAGCAAGAUAGAUCUAGAAAGGCUUAACCGCAUGUACCGUUGUG